Messenger RNA from Fraxinus pennsylvanica, 312 nucleotides. NCBI's taxonomy places the organism in Eukaryota, Viridiplantae, Streptophyta, Magnoliopsida, Lamiales, Oleaceae. The record is from the annotation of a GenBank genome assembly.
AUGGAUAGGCCAGGGGAAACACACUUGAAUGAUUUGUCGCAAGGUGAUUCCAUUAUCCCACAUCAACUGUGCUCUUGUUAUGGCCAUUCUAAUGUUUCAGGGGGAGUUCCAAAGCAUAGCAUGAUCCAGAAAGAAACUUGGGCUUGUUGGUUGGGGAGAAAUGGGAAGAUAGGAUGGAAUGCAGGAGAUUAUGGGCACAGUCUGUUGCACUAUCAGGUGAUUAUGGAGAUGACAAGGACCAUGGUGAAUGGUUCCUUUACAAUGGAAGCCGAACUCAUCGCCGUCUCGUGUAAGAUUCCAUUUUCAGAAUAG